CUUCUCGUUCUUCUCCUUUUUCUUUACCCUAUUUCUUAUUUUUCCGUUUCAGUAAAAAGAGAAGAGCAGGUUUUCAUGGCAAGUGAAAGCAGUAGCAAUAUUUUAAAAGAAGUAAAUGAGACUGCGGUGAGGGAUGUCAAUGACUUUAGCGAAACUUUAUCACCCGGUGAAAAGAAGGCAGAAGCAGAGAAAAAGGCAGAAGUCGUUCUUGAUAGUCUUCCAAAGUUAAAAGCAGAUGCAUCCAUUCCUACUGAUCAAGAUACGAAUGAUUCCAGUGUGGUUCAUGAUGCAGUAGCAUCGGCUCAGUCCAAGCCAGUAGUGAGCCUACCUCGAGAGCAACAAAAAGAAAAAGCGGGAGAGGGAUCGGAAGGCACAUCGAGGUCAAAAGUAACAGAGGGACCAGGUUCAUUUUAUGAUAAAAAGAUCGGAUGGAACGCGUUUUCCACCCUACCUAACCCAGGUGAUGAGAGUGCUCUUGCCGAACUUUCUUCGAAAGUAGGAUUGGAUUCCUUGAUAAGUACAUACAGAAGCACCGUUGCUCGUUCAGACGAAUCUAAUCAACAGCAUCAUGAUCUUUUGUCUCAAUUCUUGAACGAAGCUUAUUAUGGAGAAUGGUACCACAAUGCUGCUGUCAUGCUAUUUACGGUAGUAUUCACUUGGCUGUUGACAAAAUUGGGAGGAGGUUUGAUGGCCUGUUUGGUUGUAGGUGCUUUUCUUUCAACCUAUUAUCAAACAUCCAUUCGUCGGUUAAGAAGGAAUAUUCGAGAUGAUAUACAGAGAGAGUUGGCGAUCAAUCGUUUGGAAACAGAGACAGAGACAGCAGACUGGAUUAACCACUUCCUUUCAAAGUUUUGGUUGAUAUAUGAGCCAGUGCUUUCUGCUCAAAUUAUUGGUAUAGCGGAUUCUAUUUUGGUCGAGAGUACACCUUCAUUCCUGGACUCCAUUCGUUUGACUACCUUCACUUUGGGAACAAAAGCACCACGAAUUGAAAGCGUUAAAACGCUAACGAAGACCGAACCAAACAUUGUGUGUAUGGAUUGGAAAUUUUCCUUCAUUCCCAAUGAUACGCUUGAUUUAACUGAGCGUGAUAAGCAGUCCAAGGUCAAUCCAAAAAUUGUAUUGACCAUUCGCGUGGGUAAAGGUAUGAUAGGUGCAGGUAUGCCUGUCUUGUUAGAAGAUCUCGCUUUCUCUGGUCAUCUACGCUUAAAGUUCAGAAUGUUCAAUGAGUUCCCUCAUAUCAAGAGCGUCGAAGCAUCCUUUUUGGAACAGCCUCAUUUCGAUUAUUCACUCAAACCGGUUGGAGGUGAAACCUUUGGAUUUGAUAUUAACAAUAUUCCCGGUCUUGAAUCGUUUGUUCGAGAACAAGUCCAUGCUACUUUGGGACCUAUGAUGUACGCUCCUAAUGUAUAUACUCUUGAUGUGGCCGGUAUGAUGUCAGGUGCAACUGACUUGAAUAGUGCUAACGGUGUUUUGAUUGUCAAGAUUCAUUCAGCUACAAACUUGAAAGAUAUCGACUUUUUUGGUACAAUUGAUCCGUAUAUUACGCUUCAUUUGAAUAAUGCCAGUAAUGCAGAACUUGGACGUACCAAACAGAUCGAAGAUAAUAGAAACCCCAAGUUUGAUGAAACACUCUUUGUCUUGCUUAACAAUGUCAAUGAAACUUUGGUGCUGGAAGUAAUGGAUAAAAAUACUGGUAGAAGCGACUCUUCUAUUGGUAUCUGUACAUUUGAUUUGAAAUCUCUUGCUGAAUCUGAUAAUGUCGUAGACGGAGUCUCAUUACCCGUAUUGAAAAAGGGGAAAAUUUAUGGUGAAGUCAAAUGCGAUUUCCAUUACUUUCCUGCUAACAGUCCUUCAAAAAGUGAGGAUGGUACUAUCAUUCCUGCAGAAGAAUCAAAUAGUGGUAUUUUACGAUUUACUGUACAUGAAUGCAAAGAACUGGGUGGAAAACAGAAAAGUGGUGGAAUCAGUAUUCCGAUCAUUGGUGGUAAGGGCGACCUUAGUCCUUAUGCGGUCAUGAAGGUCAACGGCAAAGAAAAGAUGCGCACAAGUCCCUUUAAACGCAGCAUCAACCCACGUUGGGAUAAAUCUCUUGAAUUAUUUGUUACUGAUAAAUCAGAGCUGUCGCUGAUGGUUAAUGUACUGGACGACGCCAACGACGACAAACUGCUGGGUAGAUGGAGCGCUAAACUGGAGGAGUUUGAAGAAGAUGUUUUUAUCAAAAAUCAAGACUGGUGGAUGCUGAAAGAUGGCUGCGGCAAGAUUCAUUUGAGUAUGCAGUGGAAGCCUAUUACUAUGGUAGGCUUUGGAGAAGGUAUGUCCCGUGGUGGUUACCGACCACCUAUUGGUGUUGUUCGUGUUCACUUUGCUUGUGCCAAUGAUUUGAAGAAUGUUGAAGCGAUCACAGGCGGUAAAUCCGAUCCUUAUGUGCGUAUUAUGUCUGGUGUUCAAAAUAGAGGCCAGACAGAGCACGUGGAUGACGAUCUUGAUCCUGUUUGGAAUCAAGUGCUUUAUGUGCCAGUUCAUUCCAAACGUGAGGAUCUUGUAUUUGAAGUGAUGGAUUACAAUGAGGGCUCGAAGGAUAAGAGUUUAGGAAUUACGGAUUUGCAUCUGAAAGAUAUCAUGAAAGAAGUCAAGACGGAGGAUGGCCAAGUUUAUUACGAAGCAACCGACAUGGUAGAUCGAGUAGCUGAUCUGGUCAGCCGCGAUCGUAAGAAGGGACGUGGUACCAUCAAGUACACCGCUUCUUUCUACCCCACCUUAGCCUUGGCACAACGAGACGGCAAUGGUAGUAAAAAGACCCUAUCCAAUCAAAAAGCAGCAGAAGACGAAUCAGGAGGUAGUCAAUUCUCUGAGGAACCUGAGCUUGUUGAGAAGCCCAGAGAGAUGCCUGAAAGAGACCUACAUAAUGAGCUCAUUCAGUAUAAGACGCUGCCAAACAAUAGCAAAGUCGUUGAUUAUUCUGCGUAUGAAUCCGGUGUGCUGGUUGUCAAGGUGCAUUCUGUGACUCUCACAGAGCCUCAGCGUGUUGUUGUUGAAUUACUGUUGGAUUCCAACUAUCCACAAUUCUCAACCAUUGAACAAAAAGGUGCCUACCUUGACAUUAACGAAACUGGCACCGUCUUUAUUAAAGAAAUGGACUUUUCAAAACUUUUGGUUCGUGUAAGAAAUGCGAAGGAUGCGGAUAAAGACGAGAAGAUUUGCGGACGAUGCACAUUGGACGCCAGAAACAUUAUUGAGCGCUUGAUGAAGUAUGCCGAAGACGAAACGAUCAGUGAGCCUGUUAUUGAAGAAGUUCCCCUUCUAGAAUCCAAUGGUGGAGGAAAGGUGUGUGUAAGUUUCAAUUUCAUUCCUGUCAUUCGAUUCAAAUUGGAUCCGGCGGAAAGUCUGGAAAAUCAAGGCAACUUGACUGUUCAUGUGGUAAAGGCCAACAAUUUGACAGCUGCUGAUCGCAGCGGUACGAGUGACCCCUUCAUCCGCUUCUACUUGGAAGACCAGCGCGUGUACAAGACACAAACCUAUAAGAAGACUCUGAAUCCUGUGUUCAAAGAUGAAACGUUCACCGUUCCUGUCGUCAAUCGAGUGUAUACGCCUCUUGUCGCCAAGAUUUAUGACUGGGACCAAGUGGGUAAAGAUACGUUGAUUGGUCAGUGUGUUAUCCAGUUCACAGGCGAUCUAGUGGAGACGUUCCAGACGACGACAAGAGAGAUCGAUAUUGACAAUGGUGGUACACUUACUGUACGUCUGACGUGGAGACCUGAACUUGUUGCUCGUAAACGUACGAAUACAUCCCUGUUCAAUGCCACCACACGUGCUUUUACGUCUGCUCCUGGUAGCGCUAUUGGAGCCGGUAGCAAGGUAUUGGGAACGGGUGUCUCCGCUCUGGGAAGUGGUAUACGUGGUAUUGGUAAGAUUGGUAAGAAGUUCUCGUCCCUAUCUGACGACUCUUCUGUCUCAAUGGAUCGUGAUAUGCCUGUUAGUGGGGCACCAACAGUAGCAUCCGUCGACAAUGACUCGACAGAAUCAUCCCCCUUGCCAGGAAAGGAGAGUACUACUCAACGACAGUCUUCUCCUAAGAGUGCUGGUGAUGAAGUAACGAUUCGGGUGGAUUUGUUAGGAGCCAAAAACCUUACUGCAAUGGACCGUGGAGGUACAAGUGAUCCUUAUUGUCGUGUCCGUAUCGGUAACAAAGUUGUGUACAAAACGCGUUACUUGAAAAAGACGUUACAGCCCGAAUGGAAUGAGACUUUUAAUGCCAAACUUAGCGCUAACGGUGUGUUGAACCUCAAAAUCAAGGAUCACAAUACUUUAAAUGAUGUAGAUAUCGGCGAGCAUCACUUUGCUUUGGAGAAUAACCUUCGAUCUGGACAGCCUUUUGACGGAUGGUUGCCAUUGACACCAGAAGGUUCAGGCGAAGUUCAUAUGAGAGUGUCUAUUGUGGAUUCAGAUAGCAUCUCUAUAGCUUCUAAAACCGGUGGUUUAUUUGGCAGGAAAUAAGUGCUAUGCUCAUCUUUAUUUUGAACGUUUCGUACACUUAAGAAUAAAACGGGGCAUUUUUCAUUUAAAAAUUUUGAUUUUUUUAAAAUUUU
Messenger RNA from Mycotypha africana, 4586 nucleotides. RefSeq names its product C2 domain-containing protein. Bases 76 to 4494 code for a protein of 1472 amino acids. The transcript is spliced from 6 exons. The record is from RefSeq and is a predicted model, not a curated record. NCBI's taxonomy places the organism in Eukaryota, Fungi, Mucoromycota, Mucoromycetes, Mucorales, Mycotyphaceae. Gene Ontology annotation, molecular function: lipid binding.